GGGUGAGACGCAUUAUGUCCGCGGCAAGAGAGCUGAAAAGAGCACGGGAAUUGAUGGGAAUGGCGGCCGCGACCAGCUGCGUUUAGCGUGGUUUGUGGUACGUUGGGUACGCGUGUAGCGUGAAGAACGAUUUUUCUUCGCAAAUUCCAGAUUCCAAGCUAUAUCUAUGUCAAGUGUGUCAACUAUGUGACGUUCGGCUGCGGAAAUCGGAAGAUAUUCUCCCGCUCUCGCGUCCACCUCGAGAUGAGGGAACGAUACUUGUCUUCUGUUGCGAUCUGAUUCGCUCUCCGUGUCUCUCUCCGAGCGUGCAGCGGAUUAAAAACAUAUCUCGAAAUAUCUGGAAAUCGGGCCUGUGAGCUAACUGUGCCGAGCCGGCGCGUACAGACGGCAAAAAUGUCAUCUGAAUACAGUCGAAACGUUUUAAAAAUAGUUGUAGCGCAGAUCUGUCAGACAAUAGGAUGGCACUCUAUUAAUUCUACGCCAUUGGAAUUUCUGGUAGAUCUUAUGCAGGAAUAUCUGUUACGUGUUUCAAAACUUACACAUCAAUAUGCGGAAGUUUUGGAAAGAACAGAGCCAAAUCUUGAUGACUUAGGAUUAACAUUUCAAUACAUGAAUAUUGAUAUACAGGAAUUAGCUGAAUACGUGAAAAAUGUAGAUUCUGUUCCAUGCGCUAUACAAGUACCGCGUUAUCCAAUUCAACGUCAGAAUCAUUUAAAUUUUUUAAAACCGGGCAGUCGUGAAGUGGUUACAAGACCAGUACACGUACAUGAACAUUUACCAGCUAUGUAUCCCGAAACUGAAGAGGAAUAUAUACCAGAUAAGAAUGAAACUUUGAUGAAUGGCACGGCGGACCUGACAUCCAGCAGCGGGACAUCAUCGGGCAAUUCAAAUAACACGUCACCUCAUAGAAUGUCGCCACAAGUGGUUUUUAAACGACCGGGUGACCCAGUGUCUUUUGAAAGUCCUAUAGUGAAGCGUGCGAAGAUUUUGGAGGAAGGCAGACCGUUACGUGAAAUAAGCAGCGUUAUGAUGACCACAUCUGGUUUUUUAUCACCUGCGCGAGAAGGAAAGUUACCUGAAGCAAGAACGCCGCAUCAGGUCCGAUCGGAUUCGCCUCAACCGAGUUCUUAUCCAAUGGUACCGCCUGAAUUGAAAACCGAUAAAAAACCGAAGAAGGUUGUCAAGAAAGGUCCCGAGGAUCGUAAGCUUGAUAAAGAGAAUAAGAAGAAGAAAGGCGCGAAGGAAUUGUUCAAGCCGGAUAAGAUCGACGAGAGCAAAGUAAAGAAAUUAGUCGGCAUGAAGGAGUUGGCCAAGUUAAAACCGUUAAAGCCAGGCGGCGGCAAAGCGCAAUCUACGUUACAAGAACUUACGGGUAGCAGACCGUCUACGCCAAAGGUCGCGUCACCGAAAUCAGCCGCCAGUAGUCCAAAAUCAUUGAAAACGACGCAGCCGAAGGUCAAGGCUGACAAAGUGGUAGAUCUAACAGACAACUCCGUCGCCGUUGAGAAGAAAGAGGAACCCGUUGAUAAAUUACCGUCAGAACCGGAUAAACAAAAACUGAAUAUCUUUAAGAAGAUAUCGAAACCGCGUGAAGAAAAAGACAAAGAUAAAGAGACAACGGAGCCGCAUAAGUACAAAGAUACUCUUGAUUCGCGCGAGAACUCGCCGGAAUUGGUCAUCGACGUUGAGAAUGCGGAGAAACAUGCGCACCGUAACGACGUGGAUCCGAAAGGAGGACGCGAGGAAAAGAAAACACCUCAUACACCAGACGUACAUAUACAAUCGGAUAGUGAUGUGGCAGAUGUGCAGAGUUUAUCGUCGGACGUUUAUAUAUUUGACGACGCUAUUUCACCACCGGGUACGCCUAGUACACCAAAAACUCCUGAAUUGAGUGUACCCACUGUGCCGGAGCAGAAACGGAAGAAGAAGGAAAAGAGUGGUAAAAAGAAAGAACCUAAAUUGAAGAAUCCAAAACAAUGUAUCAGUCCGAAGAAGACAAAACCUUCGAAUGACGUGACAGAAUUGGAUAUACCAGAUCGACCCAAAACGCCACAAGCACCUGAGCCACUACAUAGAGAGCCUAUUCUUCCGAUGCCACUUCACACGUUCCCUUUUUUUCCUCCAUUUCCUUCGGCACCUGGUUUAAUUCCUCCGAUGUUUCCUCCGAGAUUUUCGUUUCCACUUGGACGAGGUGGACCAGGUCCUCAUCCCGCGAUGCCCAAUUUACCAUUACCACCGCGUUUUUCUAAUCCACUUAUAAAACCCGAAGACUUUCCACUCCCAUCCAAAAUUAAACCAAUGGAACGUGAGAAGCCACUGAUUCCCGCACCGGCCGAGCUAACACCUUCGUCGAUUCUAAGCGAAAAUGAGAAGGUGGACAAAGAGAAGGUGGAUAACAAACUUACAAAAAUGUUUAAGCCAAAAGAAUUGCCUUUCAUGAAAGUACCUGAGAGGGUACUGCCGGUAGGCGUUGCACCGCCUAUUGUGUCUGCACCUGUCGCACCAAUCACGCUUCCUACACCACCAGUACCCGUCGCGCAAAUGCCACCAUCGAAAAAUCCUAAAGCUGAAAAAACAGAGAAGAAUGAUAUGAAGUCUAAAGAGCACAAGAAAGAAAAGAAGGAUAAGGUGAAAAAGAAGAAGGAUAAAAAAGAGAAGCACAAAGAAAAAGGCGAGAAAGUAAAGGAUAAGAAGGAAAAAACUGAAAAACGCGAGAAAUUAGAAAAGCUUAAAGAAAAAAAGGAGAAAAAAGAAAAGAAAAAAGAAAAAGAUCAAAAUAAAAAGAAUAUGAAGGAAGAAAAGAAUCCAGAAGCUGUUCCCAAAAUUACGUUAAAAUUAGGUACAGCUUCUCCCAGGCCAGCAACUCCAGAUAAUGCCCCUAUGAAGAAAAUAACUAUUAAACCACUUGUGAAAAAGCCCGAUGAAGAGGUCAAGCGGGAACCUAGUCCAGAAUUGGCGAAAAUAUCGGCAUUGGUAACACGACCGCCAAAGCAAAAGUCAGCAAGUAAGAAAACAGAGGAGGGAAUAUUAGAUGGAAGCCCUGCUCUUCCUACAGACUCUUUCUCUGCCAAUCUUACUAGCGCGCCACUUGCAUCAGUUCCUCGAGCAAAGAAAUCUAACUUCCAAAAUCUAUCUCAAAAGGUGAAAGCAGAGCCAGUUUCUAAAAAGGAUGAUGCUAAAGAAGACAAAGAAAAUGGCAGGAACGUGUUGCCUACAACACCAACCACUACUGUGGAUCGAGGGGGACGUCAGGUAUGGAUAUGUCCUGCAUGCGGCAACCAGGACGAUGGCUCGCCUAUGAUCGGCUGCGACGAUUGUGACGCUUGGUAUCACUGGGUGUGCGUUGGUAUGCAGGUUCCACCAGCUGAGGACGAGGAUUGGUAUUGUCGUUUUUGUAUAGCGAAGAAACAAGAGCUGCUUCACGAUAAGAAGAAGAAAAAGAGGAAAAAGAAAGUGAAAGUAACUGCCUAGUAUAAGUCAACCGGGUCUAACUGCGUGAGACCCGGUGUCAUUAUACCAAGCAUUACCAAAGUUAAAGCAAAGGAUAAUAAAAGUGGCAUUAAGAGUGUGAAAACGAAAAAGGUGCCUAAGGGUGAUGUUAAGAUGCAAGUAAAGCCGUUAAAAGGAAAAUCGAUAGCAACUAAAGGAAAAGCUACGAAGAAUGUAGUGAAAGUGAAGGCUGUAAAAAAGAAAUAGAGUAUGAUGUGCAAUAUAAUUUAGAAAACGGGAAUUGUAUUUUGUAAACUAUGGGACAAAUGUAAAGGAUUCUAUUUUUUUUUUAUGCCAGCGUACAAGCAUUCUACGUUUGUAUUGGUAUUCUAUAAUACAGUAACGAUAUUUAUCGGUGUUUUAGUUAUUAAGAAAAUAUAUUUUAGUGAUAUGUUUUUCAAGAUACCGAUAAACGUUAAUAGAAUACCGCUGGUUCUGGAUAGUUUUUUUUUUUCGGUUUUUCUACCUUGUAUACACAUCUAUCACAUUGUAUUACAAACGUUUAUUACACAAUAUGACAAAUUGUAGUAUAUUUUCUUAGCUCUAUUAGAUUCACACAUCUUUCACCUUAUGCUUGAUAGAUUUAAUAUACAGGACUUCACAAAAUACAAAAUAAUGUCCAUUUUUAAUACAUAUGUUGUACGAAUCAAUUAUGUAUAAUAAGUCAUUAGCGAUAUAAUUAUAUAUUUAAUUUCAUUUCUUUCAUAUAUACAUAUACAGGGUGUUUAUGGAGUCUGUUACCACUCCUGUUAUGUUUCAAAACGGUUUCAAAUUUAUAAAAAUAUGCGAAAUAUUUGUGUUCGAUAUAGAGGAUUCUGCUCUUAAGAGAUUUAGAAAAAUUGCUUUAGGGGAAGGACGUCUUAGGAAUUCCAACUCUAAAAUUUUUAAUAGGAUUUCUCAUAUAUAAUGUUAGAAAAGGUAUUAAAAAAAAAUUUCAAAGCGAAGAUUGAUGCGGUGAUCCGUUUGGGAGUUACUUUGGACCGAAAUUUCGAAAAAGGCUAAUUAAAAAAAAAUUGUUACUCCCGGAAAAUUGUUUAAAAAAAAAAAACAUUUGGGAAAAGGGUUUUUUUUAUGCUUUCUAUUGUAAGCGUAUAAGACCGUAUAAGGCUCUGUAUAGAAAAAAAUUAAUACUUUCACACUGGGAAUGUUUUUUUCUGAUUUUCUGAAGUAAUUAUUGAAAUGGGAAUAACAAUUUUUCUUUUAAUUUUGAACUUUGAUUCCAAAUAAAUCCCGAACAGAUCAAUAUAUCAAUCUCUGCUUUGAACCAAACAUUUUUUUAUGUUCUUUCAUACAAUAUACUACAAUAUUGAAAUUCUAUUUGAAAUUUUUAAAUUGGAGCAUCUUGGAGGAAGGGGAAAAGAGGUAACCUCUUUAAAAGAGUAACUCUUCGAAAUGAUUGAAUACAUAUUUCGCGGUUUAUCAUAAUUUUGAACCUAUUCUGAAAUAUAUUUCUAAAAUAUAGAGGAUGGUAAUUUCAUAAAUACCCUGUAUCUAUGUGUGAGUGUGCGCGCGUGUGCGUAAAAAACAAAAAAGCAUGUAUUAUAUAUAUAUAUAUAUAUAUAUAUAUAUAUAUAUAUAUAUAUGUAUGUAUCACAAACUACUUUGAUAACAAUUUUAUUGUGUUAUACUAGCAAUCAUUUCACUAUAAUUUAUACAUUAAUAAUUUAUAGUAUUAUAAUUGUGUUGCCUGUGUACAGGAUGUGAAAUAUUAUUUAAUUCUGAUAUGUAUUUAUAAUGUACACAAUGAAUCCGAGAAUAAUUGGAAUAAUGAACAAAAUUACUUGUUAGGGUAAUCAGUAACAGCAAUAAAACAAGCGCCAAUUUAUAAGAAUUAAUUGUCAAUCAUAUGUCAGUCAAAAUGUUACAAUUUGUAUAAUUCUAUCUAUAAAAAUGAUUGCUCGAGUUGAUUGGGAUCAUGAAUAUAUAUCUAUUGAUUAUAUAUAUGUAUACAAAAAGAUUAAAUUAUAACAGACUGUAACAAAUAUUUGUCAUGUCGACACUUGUUAUUAUAACCAAUUGUAAAAUUUUUUUUAUAUCACUCUAUUAAAUCUAUAUAUCUGAUUAUGCAUGUAAUAUUUUGUUCAAAUUUUUUUAUAACAGUUCUAUAAAUAAUAAUACUCUAUUACACACCAAUCAGGUAUCAUCAAAUGUGCGUAUGUAUACACAUACAUAAAAAUAAGAUAUUUGUCUAAAGAACACUCAAAGUGAAAUUGUAUUGACUGCGAUAUUUAUUGUAAUUCGUUUCUUUUGUACUUGAAGUUUGAAGCAUGAUAGAUACAAAUGUGUAAUUGUAAAAAAUUUACAAUUAUAAAUUCGUUAUUUACAUAUUGCA
Molecule: messenger RNA, 5821 nt
Organism: Solenopsis invicta (red fire ant)
Lineage: Eukaryota; Metazoa; Arthropoda; Insecta; Hymenoptera; Formicidae
Gene: Taf3
Product: transcription initiation factor TFIID subunit 3
Exons: 11
Coding region: 394-3471 (1025 amino acids)
Cellular component (GO): transcription factor TFIID complex
Molecular function (GO): protein heterodimerization activity
Source: RefSeq, a predicted model, not a curated record